This is a messenger RNA of Meyerozyma guilliermondii ATCC 6260, 288 nucleotides long. RefSeq names its product ubiquinol--cytochrome-c reductase subunit 8 (gene QCR8). The transcript has a single exon. The record is from RefSeq and is a predicted model, not a curated record. Gene Ontology annotation, biological process: mitochondrial electron transport, ubiquinol to cytochrome c. The coding region runs from base 1 to 288 and encodes 95 amino acids. Lineage: Eukaryota; Fungi; Ascomycota; Pichiomycetes; Serinales; Debaryomycetaceae.
AUGGGAGGAGCUUCUGGACCAAAAACGUACAUGGGAUGGUGGGGAUCCAUGGGUGGACCCAAGCAAAAGUAUAUCUCUCAGUACACCGUCUCUCCAUUUGCCACCAGACCUAUGAAAGGAGCUGCUUAUAAUGCUGUUUUCAACACCUUCAGAAGAACUAAAAAUCAGGCACUUUAUGUCAUUAUUCCCGCUGUGAUUGUGUGGAACGUGUGGGCUCGUGCCAGAGACUACAACGAGUACUUGUACACGAAGGAGGGUAGAGAGGAUUUGGAGAAGGCCAAUGCAUAG